CGACGAGAAGCACCCAAGAGUGUCAGCUUUCCCAACAGCUUUGUGCACUGUUGAAGUUAUAUCUACUGUAACGAAGAUUCAUUAAGCCCUAAUAUUUUUUGAAAAUGGCUCCAACAGAAUCCAAGAAGCGUUUGGCUCUUGCAAUAAUAGACUUUCUCGGAAACAGCCUUAAUGAUGGAACCCUCACCGUGGACGAUUCGGAAUCUAUAGAGAUCGCGCAAACUUGUAUCGCAGAUACCUUUAAAGUCGAUCCUUCGGACAAGGCUGCCAUGCAAGAUGCUCUUGGAGGCCAAAGUCUUGCAACCAUAUAUAGCGUAUAUGAGAAGAUGAAAGGCAAAAGCUCCUCGGCAUCAUCAGUUUCCGCGAGCGAGACAAAGUCAGCAGCAACCUCCCAAAGCGGGGCGCCGAAUGAGGAAUCAGAGAAGUUAAAAUCCCAGGGCAACGCAGCCAUGGCGCGCAAAGACUACCCUACUGCAAUAUCCCUUUAUACACAGGCUCUUAACAUCGCGCCAUCGAACCCGAUCUAUCUAUCUAACCGCGCGGCUGCGUACUCUGCUUCCGGAAACCACGCUAAGGCGGUCGAGGACGCCGAAAUUGCCGUGGCAGCGGAUCCAAAAUAUGUUAAGGGGUGGAGCAGACUUGGCUUAGCUAGAUUUGCCCUUGGGAAUGCAAAGGGUGCAGCCGAAGCGUAUCAAAAGGGUAUCGAUGCUGAAGGAAAUGGUGGCAGUGAAUCCAUGCGAAAGGGGCUGGAGACGGCAAAGAAGCGCAUUGAGGAUAUGAAGAGGGGGGAGGAUGAGCCCCUCGCUGAAGAUAUUGAUGAAGCACCUGGUACCUCGCGUGGAGGAGGAGGCGCUGGUGGAAUGCCUGACCUUUCGUCUCUUGCAGGGAUGUUUGGCGGCAGUGGAGGAGGCUCAGGGGGUAUGCCCGAUCUUAGUUCGAUAAUGAGCAACCCCAUGUUUGCUAGCAUGGCACAAAAUCUUAUGAGCAACCCUGAUAUGAUGAGUAACCUAAUGAAUAACCCGCGUAUUCGACAAAUGGCGGAGAGUUUUGGUGCGGGCGGAGGUGGUGCUGGUGCUGGUCAGGGAGGACUUCCAGAUAUGGCCAGCAUGAUGAAUGAUCCCAAUUUUGCUGAAAUGGCAAGAAACCUGAUGGGCGGAGGUGCUGGGCGUGGUGCAGGGAGGGGAUCUUGA
This is a messenger RNA of Histoplasma capsulatum G186AR, 1190 nucleotides long. RefSeq names its product small glutamine-rich tetratricopeptide repeat-containing protein. Bases 105 to 1190 code for a protein of 361 amino acids. Gene Ontology annotation, molecular function: protein binding; molecular adaptor activity. Lineage: Eukaryota; Fungi; Ascomycota; Eurotiomycetes; Onygenales; Ajellomycetaceae. The record is from RefSeq and is a predicted model, not a curated record. Gene Ontology annotation, cellular component: TRC complex; membrane. Gene Ontology annotation, biological process: post-translational protein targeting to endoplasmic reticulum membrane. The transcript has 3 exons.